AUGACAUCUGCCCAUUCGCCAUUCACGCAUCAGACCACCUUUGCCUGGCGCUGCCUGACCUCAAGCGUCUCGACGCUCCUCAACCUUUUCCUCGCCAUGGCUCCCGAGCGCGGCACCUAUGCGGCAUAUUGCGAAGAUGCCAACGAGGACACUGGCAGCUCCGUCGAGGGUACCAGAAACUAUGCCCUCCACGACGAGAUGCCCCCGCCCAAGAACCGUCCCAAUGUUGGCACUAGGAUAAUGACCGGCUCCUCCAAACGCGCCAGCUUGAACGAAUCCGACACGGUCCGCUCCUCCGCCAAGGGCCACAGAGAUUCAGAUGCCCGCCGCGACAGGCCUCGCCCUGCCGACCCUCGCCGCUCUUCCCAGCAGUACGACGACAGUGAUCGCGAGCGCGAACACCAACGCAUUCGACAGGAGAGAAAGAUCCGCGAGUCCGACGCCCGCCGCUCUCACGGCCACUCCCCCAAGGAAUCUUCCAAGAAAACGAGGCCAACCGUCCAGCACGGUCCUCCUCUGCCUAUUCCACGCGGUGUCGCCGAUGAGUUCCCGCGCUACGCCUAUCAGCAGCCCGCCGUUUCCUCUUCUCGCCCUCGCCCAGCUUCCAGGUCCGCCACAUACUAUGAUGGACAGCCCUACCCUCCACCUCCGCCCGCCGGCAUGGUCUGGCAUCAUCCUCCUUUCCCACCUGGUCACUUCCCUCCUGGCCCUCUUGUCCAUCCUGGCCAUCCUGGCCACCCUGGUCAUCCCAUGCACUUUCCACCUCCCAUGCAUGACAUGCCUCCUCGGGGUAUGCCUCCGCCCUCGCCUAUGGGCAUGGCCCCCCCUGGCUACUUUGUCGGUCCUCCGCAUCCCGGCUAUAGCGACCACCUCAAGGCUAGGUUCGAAGCAAGACCUCCCUCCGCCAUGGGCGCUUUGGGUGGCCCUGAGCGCGUCCCUCCUGGCUAUAGCCCGGAUGAGUACGGUGAUGAGACGGCCGCUCACGUCAUGCGUCGUCCCUCGCGUCCAUCCAGAGGUGAAGACCGUAGGAUGAUGCCGCCUCCUGAACGCAUGCCCCAGCGCGCCAUGUCGGCUGCUCCUCAGCACAGCGGCCCCUACCGUCCACCCCCUGGCCGUCCUCAGGUAAGCCAGCAGCCUCGCCGCCCAUCCGUCAACAGGCACUCGGUCAGCUUUGGCGAUGACGACUACGACGACUAUGAGGCCAGCAAUGAGCUAUUCCAGGACUUGUCUCCGGAGCCCUCUUAUCGCCAGCGGCGCUACGCGGAACCGGCACGGCCAAGGCGUGGCUCUCGCGUCUACGAAAGCGUCGACAUCAUCCCAGCUGGUCGCCGCAACCGCAAAGUCCCGGCCUAUGGUGACGUAGCCUACAGUGGCCCCCCUCGCGCCGCCGCCAAAUACGAAACACGGUACGCAGAUGCCAAGAUUCAGGAUGCUCAAGAUUAUCAGGAUGCCGUCACUGGGCCCAAGACGCCACUCACCACCGAGAUGCUGCAAAAGGCAACUCGAGGUAACACUGGCAGUCAGUCCACGCGCAGUAGCGGCAGCCGCGAUGAUAGUGAGUAUCGUCGCAGCUACACCACGGGCAUCACACGCUCAUCAUCCGGAAACGGCACAGAAGAAGUUACCAUUAAAUUUGGCGAGGCCGAACUGAAAUUCCGAGGCGGAGCAGACUUUACCUUUAAUUCUCGACCCCAGCCGCCGCAGAUUCGAUCUGGUAGUGACAAGUCCAGCACUGUCUAUCAGCUCGAGGAUGGCCGCGAGCAAGAGCGAGAGCCACCACGUAUGACUACUCUUCCCCAUCGGACUCGUGCACCAAGCCACUCGGAAUACCGACCUCGUGGAUACCCGUCUGGAACUUACUCGCCCUAUGAGCACUAUGCCGAACCAGGCAGCUACAUCUAA
Messenger RNA from Cordyceps militaris CM01, 1902 nucleotides. RefSeq lists its product as uncharacterized. NCBI's taxonomy places the organism in Eukaryota, Fungi, Ascomycota, Sordariomycetes, Hypocreales, Cordycipitaceae. The record is from RefSeq and is a predicted model, not a curated record. The transcript is spliced from 2 exons. Bases 1 to 1902 code for a protein of 633 amino acids.